Messenger RNA from Xyrauchen texanus (razorback sucker), 4975 nucleotides. It is a transcript of the gene sema6a, whose product is annotated as sema domain, transmembrane domain (TM), and cytoplasmic domain, (semaphorin) 6A. Lineage: Eukaryota; Metazoa; Chordata; Actinopteri; Cypriniformes; Catostomidae. Gene Ontology annotation, biological process: semaphorin-plexin signaling pathway; axon guidance; positive regulation of neuron migration. Gene Ontology annotation, molecular function: semaphorin receptor binding; chemorepellent activity. The record is from RefSeq and is a predicted model, not a curated record.
GAGCUCACUAAAGCUCCAGCUCUAAUAGGAUGAACAGCUGCUCGUGUGUGAAUGCUCCUUCAUUGUUCGUUUUCUUCUUUCUUUCAUAUUCUCGCGGACUGAUCGAUCAGUGGUCGGAUGUGAUCGGAUGUGAUCGGAUGUGAUCGGGCGUUCUGAUGGAUUUAUCGGUGUAAAGACGCUGUCAAACACGCUGAGCUUGAGAAGAGAUCGAGCGGGGCAUCAUGCGGUCGGAGGGGCUGUUACUGUAUUUCACGCUGCUGCAGACGGCCGGAGCCGCUUUCCCAGAAGACACGGAGCCCAUCAGUAUUUCACAUGGCAACUACACUAAACAAUGUCCAGUGUUCGUUGGACAUAAACCGGGAAACAACACGCAACGCCACAGACUGGAUAUCCAGCUGAUCGUCAUCAUGAACCGGACGCUGUACGUCUCUGCCAGGGAUCAUAUAUACACGGUGGACAUCGAGACGGCGAACACAGACGAGAUCUUCUUCAGUAAGAAACUGACCUGGAAGUCCAGACAGGCCGAUGUGGACACGUGUAGAAUGAAAGGCAAACACAAGGAUGAAUGCCACAAUUUCAUCAAGGUGCUUCUCCAACAGAACGACGACUCGCUGUUUGUGUGCGGAACAAACGCUUUCAAUCCGUCCUGCAGGACCUACAAGAUGGACACGCUGGACGCUCACGGUGAUGAAAUCAGUGGCAUGGCCCGCUGCCCGUAUGAUGCCAAACAUGCCAAUGUGGCCCUCUUCGCUGAUGGGAAAUUAUAUUCGGCAACAGUCACAGAUUUUCUGGCGAUCGAUGCAGUGAUCUAUCGCAGUCUGGGAGACAGUCCGACUCUGAGAACCGUCAAACACGACUCCAAAUGGCUGAAAGAGCCGUACUUCGUGCAAGCGGUCGAUUACGGCGACUUCAUCUAUUUCUUCUUUCGGGAAAUUGCUAUCGAGUACAACAGCAUGGGGAAGGUCGUGUUUCCGCGUGUGGCACGCGUGUGUAAAAACGAUCGCGGCGGCUCUCAGCGCGUUUUGGAGAAGCAGUGGACGUCCUUCUUGAAAACGAGACUCAACUGCUCGAUUCCCGGCGACUCGCAUUUCUACUUCAACAUCCUGCAGGCAGUCACUGAUGUCAUCCACAUCAAUGGACGUGAUGUUGUCAUGGCAACCUUCUCUACGCCAUAUAACAGUAUUCCCGGCUCGGCGGUCUGUGCGUAUGACAUGACGGAUAUCGCAACAGCUUUCACUGGACGCUUUAAAGAGCAGAAGUCUCCUGACUCCACCUGGACACCCGUCCCAGAGGAAAAGGUGCCCAGACCGAGGCCCGGCGUCUGUGCAGGAACUUCCUCUCUGGAGAAAUACAAAGUGUCCAACGAGUUUCCCGAUGAAACGCUGAAUUUCAUCAAGAUUCACCCGCUGAUGGACGAGGCCGUUCCCGCCGUCGCAAACCGCCCGUGGUUCCUCAAAACGAUGGUUCGAUACCGUCUGACUCAGAUCGCUGUGGAUAAUGCCGCCGGUCCUCAUCGUAACCACACGGUCGUGUUUCUGGGAUCGGAACGAGGAAUCGUCCUGAAGUUUCUGGCGAAGAUGCGGAGCGGUUUCCUGAACGACAGUCUGUUUCUGGAGGAGCUGAACGUGUACAACCCAGAGAAGUGCAGUAUUGACGGCGUGGAGGACAGACGCAUCAUCAGUAUGCAGAUCGACAGUCGGAGUCACUCGCUGUUCGUGGCGUUCACUUCAUGCGUCGUCAAAGUUCCGCUGUCACGCUGCGAACGGCACGCCAAGUGUAAAAAGUCCUGUAUCGCCUCCAGAGAUCCGUACUGCGGUUGGGUGUCAGAAGGAACGUGUAAAGAGAUCUCGGCCGACUCAAAAUGGUCUUUCGAGCAGGACGUGGAACAGGGCAACACAGAUGGACUGGGUGACUGCCAAAAUUCCUUCGUGGCGCUCAACGACCGUCAGUCCAGUCAUCAGGCCAAUAUUACCCACAAUGCACCACGCGCAGGACGUGGUUCAUCCACUCUCCUCACUACAGUCCCGCCCGCCGCGGGGGGUCCGCUGAGCCGCGGCCGCAUGGUGAAGUCGAUGGAUCCUCCGCUGCCCAUCGAUAAGAGGGACCCGUAUAUCGCAGUGCCGUCUUUAACACAGCAGGAGAAUGUUGGUGUGAUCCGCGAAACGUUCCAUCGAGACCGCGAUCAGAUGGUUCCAGUCACCCUAUUGGCCAUCGCCGUCAUCCUCGCCUUCGCCAUGGGCGCCAUCUUCUCAGGCAUCAUCGUCUAUUGUGUGUGCGAUCACCGCCGGCGAGACUUUGAGAUUCCUGGUCGCAAAGACAAAGACUCGGUUCAGUCCAGACGAGGCUCCAUGAACAGCGUCACCAAACUGACGGGACUCUUCGAGAUGCAGGCAAAAGACGGCCGCCCGGAGGCCAUCCUCACCCCGCUGAUGCACAAUGGGCGCAUGGCCAAUGGCAAGAUGCUCAUCAAGGCGGAUCAGCACCUGGAUCUGACCGCGCUGCCCACGCCGGAGUCCACGCCCAUGCAGCCGCGCCGCAAGCCCAGCCGAGGGAGCCGCGAGUGGGAGCGGAACCAGAACCUGAUCAACGCCUGCACCAAAGACCUGUCGUCCAUGGGCUCUCCGGUCAUCUCCGACCUGCCGCUGCGGGCGUCUCCGGGUCACAUUCCCAGCGUGGUGGUGCUGCCAUUACCUCAACACCAGCAGGUGUACCAGCACGAGUACGUGGAGCAUCCUCACCGCGUAGAUCUCGCGGACGACCAGACCGCCACACUGGAGUACAAAGCCCUUAAGAGCCCGUGUCACAGCCUCAGUAUGUCAGACAGCGAUGACCUUCCACCGCGCGUUCCGCAGCGCGAGGCAUCUCUGGCCGGCGUCAUUCCUCCGGCCGUCCCGCAGAUGGGCAAGAGACUGGACGUGUAUGGCCGCGGAUAUCCCAUGAACUCAUCCAAGAGUUCUGGCCUCAAGAAACACAACACAAACUCGUCCAACUCGUCGCACAUGUCCAGAAACCACAGCUUCCGCGUGGAGACGCCUCCGCCCGCGCCGCAAAGAGUCGACUCCAUCCACGUCACGUCUCCUCCACCAAUGCUCGGCCUCUCGCGCCACUCCAGCCUGAGCUCCUACGGCUCGCUGCCCCGCUGCGGAUCCCGGCAGCUCAAACCGGACGUCCCUCCCAAACCGUCGCUUGUGUCUCUUUCCACGAAAGUCAAGUCCAGCGACUCCAUGCGAUAAUCCAAGCGGAUAAAGACGUGAACGUAAAACACUAAAGUGCAUCUGCUUUGUACAGUUGUGUACAGGAAAUGCAACUCACCUUUUCCUCUUCACACAUUUUCUUUAAUACAUUUAUGAUGAGCUCAGGCUGGAGGACAAGCAUCUGCUACUGACAGAAGAACUCUUACAGAUCAGCGAGCAGCUCAUGAGAUGAGAAUGUAGCCACGUUGCUGCUGAUGUUUCUGCCAAAAGCACAUCAGACGGGCGAAUUCAGUCAUGAAGCUGCACGACGCCCCAGUUAUCAAGCACUCGGACAUGUUCAGCACGCUCAGACCGAACCUCCGCUGGAGUUUACAAAAGCCUCAGUGUUAGCGCUACUGGACGAAGCAGUCGAGUUCUGCCUUUGUGCAAGAGUUAAAUCACGUCUACUGUAACUGUCGACUAAACAACACAUGACUGUUCAUACUAAUAGCAGGUUGUAUUUAUUUUUUAAUGAAGUGCUUUUGGAGAAAGAGCAACUCUUUUUAGGCUCAACACGAGGCAGGAACGAUCUUUAUAAUUUGAAUUAAUCAAGUGUGAAUUAUUUAAAGUCAUUAAACUGGAGCCAGUAACGUUUGUCCACUAACUGUUUGGAUGUUGCUACGAGAACUCUACGAGAACCGAAGGAACAUUGAUCGCCCGGCGCCAGAGGGGCUCAUGAGUCGAGCUUAAAAUUUAACAGGAACAACAAUCCCGACCGGAGUCCUGCAUCUCACCUCCACGAACAUCUCCACGCAUCUCCUGAAGCGCAACGACAGAUGAACGAAAGCGAACGAGGCGCACUUAGAAACAAGAGACUGACGUGUGGACGUUGGCGCCGUGCCAGCGAGCAAAGACGCUUCGUAUCAUUUUCAAACGGACCCUUUUGUUGAUUCAUUUGUUUGAAAGCUUUCGUUUCCUCCACCUGUAAAUGUGUGCCUUACACCCAAUAGUGACGAGUUUAUUAGCGGUUAACUGUUAAUCGUAGUUCUUAUGAUGACGUUUGUUUCCCUCAUUUGAUUAAAGAAGAAGAAGAAAACACAAAAACAAAGUAAUUCAAGAAUGUAGGUGUCGUCAUUGUCGAUUCUGGUCCCUCCACAAACGAUCUUGUGCUUCAUUUCUGAACAUUGUGCCAAUGAAACGUCCCCUCGACCCCUCCUUGUGCUGGGGCGGGAAUGUUGUCUUUUGGGUUGAUUUUGUUUCAUCUGUUUUUUUACUUUCACAAAGUCCAGAUGAUGUUUUUACACUGUUUGAGAGCUGACUUGAUGAUCUGGCUGGUUGAAGGCAAUAAGAGAUAAAACCUGUGAACACAUGUCACAUGAUGUCUCUCCCAAACGCACAUACAGACGCCUUUAAUGUCCGUUUAUAGGCCGUGAAACAGGCUGGCUCCUGUAUAGAUGCACUCAGUAAUAUUAGAUUCAUGUUCUCAGUGUUUGUGACAGAUUCUGAUUAAUACAAUUUUCUAGCUGUAUCGUUGUGAUGUAAUAUGAGGGAUUCUUAUUGAACCGUUUUAACAUGUUUUAUUGAAUAUUUUUACGUCCGGGAAUCGAGCACUCCUGUAGUUCGGCCGUGUGGUCGUUAAACUCGCAUGUCGUCCACAGCUACUAAACCACUCGCGAAAGACACACAAGUUCAGCUCAGUCCACAGCAUUUGUGCCAUAGUGACGAUUACCACAAAAUAAUUUAGUCUCGUUCCUCCUUUUCUUUAAUUGUGUGUUCCAGUGAGACACUUAUAAUGCAAGUCA